Penaeus monodon (black tiger shrimp) is the source of this 930-nucleotide messenger RNA. RefSeq lists its product as uncharacterized. The coding region runs from base 146 to 589 and encodes 147 amino acids. Lineage: Eukaryota; Metazoa; Arthropoda; Malacostraca; Decapoda; Penaeidae. The record is from RefSeq and is a predicted model, not a curated record. The transcript is spliced from 3 exons.
CCUUGUUUUAGCUCGUGGUUUGAAGGGGCGGGGCUAGAGGGAGGUCAAAGGUCAUGUCAUAGAUUCUACAGAAGGCGAGAACAUAAUCAACCUUGACCUCUGACUGUACACACCUUCGUCUUCUUUGUUUCCAAGGAUCGCAAAGAUGCGCACGAGUUCCGUUUUCUUUGUCGUGGCCUCCAUCAUGGCGGCCUCCGUCCUCGCCUCGGGGUCUCAUUCAGAAAUGCCUCAACACCGCCACGCGUUACCAAAUCCUUCGAUUGAGAGAUCCUACAUGCCGGAACCUCAUCCUAUGGCAUCCUUCUACCAACACCAGAGGCUGCAGCAAUCACCUGUGAAGACUUCUAGACUUUUCAGCGUGUUUGAAACUCCCGGGCUUCUGAAGAUCGGCAAGAAAGUAGGGGAGUUCCUGCUGGGGUCCUUAGUGGCUGUCGGGGUCCUGAUUCUAGCCGGGGUCCUCUUCAGCGCCUUCACAGGAGCCAAUUUCCUUCUCCCGUUCGGUCUCGGAGGCAGAUCCUUCGAGGACUUCCAGCAUGCUUACGAAAUUGCGCAACAGGUGUACAGCGCCGUAGAAAAUUUUGCGUUUUGAGUUUUUAUUAAUUUUUUGUAAUCGUUUAUUUUUAAAGUUUAUUUAUCUGUUUAUUUGUUAUUAUUUUUUAUUGUUGCGUUUUAGAUUGUAAGGUCUUCCCGUGUUUUUAUUAGAUGUGAUUGCAUAUUUUGUAUUUUUUUCUCUUGUAAGAUUUGGUCUAUUUUUUCUUGAAUAGUUUUCUUUUUACAUAUAUAUCUUUUUUUAUCUAAAUCUUUUAUUUUGUAUUUGAGAAAUCUAUUUAUUCAAACUGUAAAUAGUUUUAAGUCAGUGAUCACUAGGCUUAUUUAUUUCAUCUAUUUCCUUGUUUAUAUGCUAUUUUUGUCUAUAUUUACUUAUUCCUC